Molecule: messenger RNA, 255 nt
Organism: Protobothrops mucrosquamatus (brown spotted pit viper)
Lineage: Eukaryota; Metazoa; Chordata; Lepidosauria; Squamata; Viperidae
Product: PHD finger protein 10-like
Exons: 2
Source: RefSeq, a predicted model, not a curated record
UUAUGGUAUCAUCUCAGGAUGACAUAGAAGACAAUUCAAAUGAUGGCAGCCAACCAUCUAAAAGGCGCCGCAUGGGCUCAGGAGACAGCUCACGAAGUUGUGAGACUUCAAGUCAAGAUCUUAGUUUUAGUUAUUUUCCAGCUGAAAACCUGAUAGAAUACAAAUGGCCACCCGAUGAAACAGGAGAAUAUUAUAUGCUUCAAGAACAAGUUAGUGAAUACUUGGGGGUAACCUCCUUUAAGCGAAAAUAUCCAG